AUGGCUCGCUCUUCUUCCUCCAAGCUGGCGUCCCUGGUGGCACUGGUCAUUUUGGCUUGCUUUUUGGUGGCUGCGGAGGCCUACACUCUCAAUGACAACACUAACAUCCGCAGAUGCGGCGACUCUGACAACUUCUGCAGACCCAGCACUUACUGCGCCAACAACUGCUGCUGCCCCGUCAUCAAGACCCUCCCCAGGGGCACCAACUUCAACAUCUACUGCUACUCCAACGGUCAGAGCAUCAACGGAGACGCCCGCUGGCUGUACGGCAAGGCUGCUGACGGCACUGUCGGCUGGCUCGCCGACUAUUACGUCAGCUGCGGAGGGCUCUGCCCGGCUAGCCCCUGCUUGUAAGAGAGCAGCAGUCGUCUUCUGAGUUAACAAGUUCUGAGGCCAGUCUCGUGCAUAUGGAGGGUUGGAAUAACGUCAGUUUUGGUUCCAAGAGUGAAAGGCUAUACAGCCAGUUUUGUUUGCGGGUUACAUGGCUGACGUCAGGGGUUUGAGGGAGACGUCAGUCUGCUUUUAGCAGAGCAGUCCGUAUGGACUCAGCGGGCCAGGAAAAAGCACCACAAAAAGUGCUGCGUUAACAACGGAUUAGUGACGGUUUGGGUUUGUACGCCUUUAAGGUAUUCUCUUCUUUACCGCGCCGCGCAAGAUACAGACGAGUUGUACCUCUAGAAAGCUAGUGACCUCAUCGCAGAGAGC
Molecule: messenger RNA, 705 nt
Organism: Klebsormidium nitens
Lineage: Eukaryota; Viridiplantae; Streptophyta; Klebsormidiophyceae; Klebsormidiales; Klebsormidiaceae
Source: the annotation of a GenBank genome assembly